AUGCGACUUUGGCGUGAUUUGCUUGCGCUCAUAUCUGAGAGUUGUGAUGAUGUUGCAGAGCACUUGGAUGAUACACUGCUAAACAGACUUGAAGGAGCAUUAUAUUGUGAGAAUGAACACCAUGGGAUGUGGGACGAUUUUUAUGGCAGUAAUUUUCGGAAAUUCAUGGCUUCAUUUGAGAGUAAUUUACAAGAUACGGAAUUAUUCCGCGGUAAGCUAAAAAUUAAGUUUGCGAUUCUUUGGCGAAUGCGCGAUUACUGUCAAUCUUCUGAUUUUGAGGUGGCGACCCGUAUGCUGAGUUCAUUGAUAGAUUCUAGGAAAUGUUCACUGAUAUCGUCACUGCAUACAUUUUAUCAAAAGAGUUUGCUUGGACUGAAAACAUUCAAUUUACUUGGUGAUAACUUGGAUUCACAUCUGUCGAUUCUUUUGAGUCUGUACCAGGCAUCACCAAAUGUUAACCACCGUCGUUCCAUAGUGCUUUUAUACAUUUUGCUAUCGCUGUCCGGUUUCGAAAAUUAUAAAAGUGCCGGUAUGUUUCGCAGGUAUAUGGAAUCAAUGGACAUAUGUUCUUGUGGCGUUGAUUUUCUGGUGGAUCUUCUGACAGAACUUGUCAAGGUUCCUCAUCUGUCCAACGGAAUAUGCUCUAUGUUUCUUAGGAAGUGUGCGGAAAGUGUGGAGAUAUUACUCAGUAAAAGCACAUCAGCUCUUGGGGAUAAAGAUGAAUUAACUUAUCUCUCAAUUUUGUUGGCACCGUAUGAGCCGAAUGCUCUCGAAUACGCUAUCAAUCAUGAUAAUUUGUCAAAUGUCGGAGGUUAUUUACGACGGCUGCUUACCAACGGUGUGCUUCAGGAUUGUGAACCUCAUCGCUUAUUAGUGCGCUCAUGGUACAGUCAAAUUGAGGAUUCUUUCAACGGUUCGAAAACUACCCUCGCCAAAGCUCUCACACCUUUAUCAACUUGUCUGGAAAAUCCCCUCCAUCAUUGUGUAUUUCGCGAUGUCCUUCCUCCUACUUUUACCAAUAAUCUUUGGAAUUUCUCUAUCAGUUUGCUGCUGCAGAAUCAAUUUGAUAAUAUUUCGAAAAAUUGUUGGUUGCUUUUCAAUCGCUGUUGUCAUCUUCAAGAGGAUACACGAAAAAGAGAACAGUUACAAUUCCUACUCAACCACAUCUGUAAUCACUCGCAAGCUCUUGCAGAGUUCUCGGUUUUAAUGGAUAGUGUAUUCACUUUGUAUUCCACUCCCCCGUCUAUAACCCUCACAGAGAGACUGGAUGUAUUCCAACGAAUUUAUUGCCUUGCACACGAAGAAUGCAUCAAUCUAAAGUCUAGUGGAAGGUGUCUUUCUUACUCUUUCCUUCUUUUGCGCAUUUAUCAAUCUGAUUUUUUAAACGAGACAAUUGCUUUGCAGCUUUUGCGGUUGCAAAAACUUGUUUCAAAACAGAUAGCCGACGAACCCUCAUUAACAGCCGAUGAGACAGUUACCCAUAUGCAUUGUGGCUUUUUCAUCACACCCUUAUUGGAAUCCCAUGCUCGAGAGAUUUUUACGCCGCAAAUCUUCGAUCAAAUAUUGGACCUAGUAGCUACCCUUGAGGUCGCAAAAGCGUUGAAUGGCGAAGAGCAGACCUUUCCAUCGACAUUGAAGGGUGCUCUACUGGCAUGUUUACUUAGAUGCCUUGACUGCCCAAUUGUACUUGAGCAUCUGUUAGCCACGGACACACUUUGUCUCGCGUUGGAAAAGUGUGCUGAUCUGAGCUCUGCGGAGUGGGAGGGAGAUCCAUUGAUUCGUAAAAGGGUUUUCGAAUUUUGGAAUGUUCUCUUUAAGAAGGUAGAGACAGAGCAAAAUUCGCCGGAGAUGAGGAGCCUUUUGGAGCGCUUUCGACCUCAUUUCAGUUUGACGGCACCAAUUCAGAUUGGACACAGUGUUUGCCCCUCAUGUGGCGAAUGUAUCCAUGGUUUGUUAGAGGAUAUCAUUCUUUCCAAUCAGACAGUCGAAGAUUUGGACUGCGUUGGCGAUUAA
This is a messenger RNA of Hydatigera taeniaeformis, 2013 nucleotides long. The record is from the annotation of a GenBank genome assembly. NCBI's taxonomy places the organism in Eukaryota, Metazoa, Platyhelminthes, Cestoda, Cyclophyllidea, Taeniidae.